GAGGAGGGGGUGACGCCGCGACGUCGGCAGCGCCAGCUUCGCGCGUGAGCGGCGCGGGCGUCGGGCCUGGCUACCGAGCUUUCCGGGCGGGCGGGCGGGCAGGUCGUCGACGCCGGCUCCGGCAGGAGUGCGCGGAGGUGUCGGGUCAUCGGCGGGAUCACCUGCGGCCAUGGAGGAGACGCAGCCGCUUCCGCAGGCCGAGCUGCAGCUGUGCGACAGCCUCAUCAUCUGGCUGCAGACAUUCAAUACCCCUGCACCUUGUCAGGAUGUAAAACAGCUGACUAAUGGAGUUGCCAUGGCACAAGUUCUUCAUCAAAUUGAUGCAGCUUGGUUCAAUGAAUCUUGGUUAGGCCGAAUUAAGGAGGAUAUUGCCGACAACUGGAGGAUAAAGGCUAGUAAUUUAAAGAAGGUACUUCAAGGAAUUAUGAGUUAUUACAGCGAGUUUUUGGGGCAACAGAUUUCUGAAGAACUUAUUCCUGAUUUAAACCGAAUAACUGAAAGUUCAGAUUCUGUGGAGCUUGGGAGGUUACUGCAGCUUAUUUUAGGUUGUGCGGUCAACUGUGAAAAGAAGCAAGAACAUAUUCAAAACAUAAUGACACUGGAAGAGUCUGUUCAACAUGUGGUCAUGACUGCUAUUCAAGAGUUGAUGAGCAAAGAAAUAUUGAGCUCUCCUACAAAUGAUGCUGUUGGAGAAUUAGAACAACAGCUUAAAAGGGCUCUGGAAGAACUUCAGGAAGCACUCUCAGAAAAAGAAGAACUGAGGCAGAGAUGCCAAGAACUGGAUAUGCAGGUGACUGCACUUCAAGAUGAAAAGAAUUCACUGGUUUCUGAGAAUGCGAUGAUGAAUGAAAAACUUGACCAGUUGGAUGGAUCUUUUGAUGAUCCAAAUACAAUGGUUGCAAAAAAGUUUUUUCAUGCACAGUUACAACUAGAGCAAUUACAGGAAGAAAACUUCAGGCUUGAAGCUGCAAAAGAUGAUUACCGUGUUCACUGUGAAGAACUUGAAAAGCAAUUAAUUGAAUUUCAGCAUAGGAAUGAUGAAUUGACUAGUCUUGCUGAGGAAACAAGAGCCCUGAAAGAUGAAAUUGAUGUUCUUAGGGCUACCUCUGAUAAAGCAAAUAAGUUGGAGUCCACAGUUGAGAUAUAUCGUCAGAAGCUACAAGAUCUGAAUGACCUUCGGAAGCAGGUGAAAACGUUGCAGGAAACAAACAUGAUGUAUAUGCACAAUACAGUCAGCUUAGAAGAAGAAUUAAAGAAGGCAAAUGCAGCACGUACACAAUUAGAAACAUACAAGAGACAGGUUCAGGAUCUACACAGUAAACUUUCCUCUGAAUCCAAAAGGGCUGACACACUAGCAUUUGAAAUGAAGCGACUUGAAGAAAAACAUGAAGCUUUACUUAAGGAAAAAGAGAGACUAAUAGAACAGCGUGAUACGCUGAAAGAAACGAAUGAAGAGCUUCGGUGUUCACAAGUACAACAGGAUCACCUAAACCAAACAGAUGCAUCUGCUGCAAAAAGUUAUGAGAAUCUUGCUGCUGAGAUUAUGCCAGUGGAAUAUAGGGAGGUGUUUAUUCGACUGCAACAUGAAAAUAAGAUGCUUCGCCUGCAGCAGGAAGGUACUGAGAACCAGCGCAUCGAAGAACUCCAGGAGCAGCUAGAGCAGAAGCACCGCAAGAUGAACGAACUGGAAACAGAGCAAAGGCUGAGCAAAGAGCGCAUCCAAGAAUUGCAGCAGCAGAUUGAAGAUCUCCAGAAGUCUUUACAGGAACAAGGCUCCAAGUCUGAAGGAGAAAGUUCCAGCAACCUAAAGCAGAAGUUGGAAGCUCAUAUGGAAAAACUAACAGAGGUACAUGAAGAAUUACAGAAGAAACAAGAGCUCAUUGAAGAUCUUCAGCCAGAUGUAAACCAGAAUGCACAAAAGAUCAAUGAACUUGAAGCUGCUCUUCAGAAGAAAGAUGAAGAUAUGAAAGCAAUGGAGGAACGAUAUAAAAUGUAUUUAGAGAAAGCAAGAAAUGUUAUAAAAACUUUAGAUCCUAAAUUAAAUCCAGCAUCAGCUGAAAUAAUGCUGCUUAGAAAGCAGUUGGCAGAGAAAGAGAGAAGAAUUGAGAUUCUGGAGAGUGACUGUAAAGUAGCAAAAUUUCGUGAUUAUGAAGAAAAACUAAUUGUUUCUGCCUGGUAUAAUAAGAGUCUAGCAUUCCAGAAACUGGGGAUGGAAUCUAGACUUGUGAGCAGCAGCGGGGCUGGCAAAGACCCUGCUGCAUGUCCUCCUGCACGGUCUUUCCUAGCACAGCAGCGGCACAUCACCAACUCCCGAAGAAACCUCUCUGUAAAAGUUCCUGCUGCAACCUCUGAUUAAACCGCUAAAGACAACAAGCAGAAGUGCCCUUAAAAUAGUUUGUGUCUUUCAACCAACUACCAGACUGAAAAAGAUGUUUAUGAUGCUGGAUAUCAGCUGUUCAAGAGGCACGGAAUUAAGUUUGCUGGCUGACUUUGAAAACAAAUUUUACAAUUAGCUAUUUCUCUGAGGGAGCACAUUUGAAUAAUUAGAAGAUGUAAUUAGGCACCCAUCUAAACAUUUGUGUUUUGAGACUAUUAUAAUUUCAAAUUGACUUUGUAUAUUUUAGUUUAGUGUUUUCAUUUGUGUCAGUAACUUGGUUAAUUUGCAAUGUGUAAUCAGUAAUAAGUAAUUUAAAAACACAUUUAUAUUCAUUUUAUUGUUUUGGUCCAUAUAAAAAUAACCUUAAGGUAGGCACAUGUAGAACUAUACAAGAGUUAUAUUUUUUUACUUGAUAUAUACAAGGCUUGACCUGUAGCCUCUAACUCUGUCAUUGAAUAGGUAUAUCUUAUCGUGAAGUAGAAGAUAUGACAUUUGGAAGUUUUGAUUGUUGAAAUGACUUUGCUAUAGCAAAGUGACUAAUAGGAAGUUUCACAGAUUCAGAAGAGGUUAUAUACUUCUGUUACCUACUAUAAAAAGAGCUUCUAUGCGGCAGGGUGGAAAUGGGAAGGAUAAAUGGAUAAACUGAUUUUAAUGAGAGGUGACUUUCUGAUGGGAAACAAGCUAAAAGUAUAAAGUGAUACUUUGUGUGAAACAUCCACAUGCUCUUUAAUAUAAUUAAUAACAAUUAUUUUACUUUUAAGCAUAAAAUUAUCAGGAUUUCUGCUAAAAAUGCUAUAAUAAUUUUGCCUCCUAAGAAGAAAUGGUGCAGCAAUGAAACAAUUUGGGAUCAAGUUAAUUUUGUUUAAUAAGUAAACAAUCUGUCUUGGGCUGUGUUUAUGGUAUUCAGUUUGUUUUUGCCCAAAGCCCGUUAUUUUCAAAGGUGUUACUUUCUCAUUUUUUAAGAGUUACUUGUUGGAAUUUUAAUUAGAUGAGUAAAAUAUGCGCUGUUCAAUAUUGUAGCCACAAGCCACAUGUGGCAAUUUUAGUUAAGCUAAUUAAAAUUAAGUUUUUGGUUGCACCAGCCACAGUUCAAAUGCUCAGUAUCCACAUUGGCUAAUGGCUACAGAAUUAGUGCAGAUAUAAAAUAUUGCCAUCAUUGCAGAAAGUUCUACUGGACAGUGCCAUGCUAACUCUUCUUAUAACAACAUUGAAACACUCCUUGCUGUUAGACCACAAAAGUAAAAAGAAAAAAAUGUCAGGACUAUUUCAGUAUGAAAAGGAAUUGUGGCAAAACUAGCAUUUGCAUUCCUUAAAGUGGAAUAGCUCGUGUUGUGACAUUCAUAGUUCAUCUUUCCAGUAUUUUUCAGCAGCUGCACACUUACCCGCUUGUGCAUAGACCAGGCAGGGGUCAGCACACUUUUCUGUAAAGGGGCAGAUAGUAGUAACUUUAGGUGUUGUUGGCCAUGUGAUCAGUAGCAGGUAAAUCAGCUCUGCCCUUACGUAUGAAAGCAGUAGCCAUACACCGUAUGUAAACCAAAUAGGUGUGGUUGUAUUGCAAUAAAACUUUACUUACAAAGACUGGUGUUAGGUCAGAUUUGGCCUGCAGGUUGUAGACCUCCUUGGGUCUAGAGUUUAUUCUUAGCCUUUCCUUGAAAAUAUAAAUAUUGUUCCAUUUGCAAUGUUACUCAUUUAGAUUCUUGGUUUUUUGAUUCUCUACCAGUAAUUUUUUUUUUUUAAUUACUGAAAAUACAAGAAUUGCUUCCAUACUGUAUUUUGGUCUCUUAGAUUAGGGCACAUCUGUCAGGAUAUUUUGUUUUAUCAGGGUUACUUCUGUUGACUACCUCUUAGAUUUUGGUGUCUUUUUUCAGUGCAGUUUUAUAGUUGGUUUGCUUCUUCAUAUAGCCUUAUAGUCUCUGUGUGCCUGUGACUUUUGGUGAAAUGAAAAUGUAUUAGCAUGCCAAUUAAAAUUUUCUAAAUAUAUGGCAUUUUAGAAUAUUUUGGUCAGUGUAAGACAUGAGCUCCUUUGGUAUUUACUACUUGCUUAUAAUUGAAAAUAAACAACCUUGUCAAACUCCCUUUUACUGAAAGUUAUUGUAAAACAUCAAUGCCAAUAAAUUAAUAUUUUCACAAUUCAAUUGCUCACAAAUUUUCGAUUAUACUUGGAAUUUCUACGUAAUUUGUGCAAUUUAUGAAUAAGCUAGAUUCUUUUAUCUUAAUAGAGAAAAAGCAAAUUUUGUGAUUUACUACUUUUCUAGUUUAUAAGUAGAAUUUAAAUUGCUUGAUACUUAAGUAUUUAUAUGAGACUAAUGUAAUUUAAAGUUCUAUAUUAUUGUGAUUAAUCAUAUGGAAAUUCAGGAAUUGAUCAGAAGUGAGAUUGUUUUCCACAUCUGGUUAAUAGAGUGAGAUUGACACCCUGUGGGUGGUAAAGCAUUAUAAAUAUUCCUCAUAAACCAUGAAUUAUAUAUGUCUGUGUUAUAAGUGAUGCUUAAGUGCAUAUACCAGGGAAGAGAAAUUUAGCAUUUAUUAUGUGGUAAUGAGUUGAAUGUCCCAGUGAUGAUAAAGUAAAACCACAGACCAUUUGGAAAUGGUCUUUAUUUUGAGCAUUUGUUGUGUAAUUAAUAUUACUUUCUCUUUUUAAAAUGAAAAGUAUAUAUACAUAUGGCAAUGAUGUUUACCCUGAAAUUAACUUAAAGUAUUGAGAAAUAUUUUAAGUUCACUGUAUUUUUUUAAAUAAAUAAGGCUGUUGAACUAAUGAUUUAGUAUAGAUUAAGAAUUAAUGUCUUGCCCUGGCUAGUGUUUCUAAGUGGUUAGAGCACUCGCACAUGCACCAAAGGGUCUUUGGUUCAAUUCCCUGUCAAGGGUGCAUACCUGGGUUGCAGGUUCGAUCCCCAGUCCAGGUUCGGGUGCAUGUGGCAAGCAACCAGCCAAUAUUUCUCUUUCUCUUUCUCUCUCUCUCUCUCUCUCUCUCUCUCUCUCUCUCUCUCUCUCUCUAUCUCUCUCUCUCCCCUUCCCCCCAUUAUCUUCCCCCUCCUCCCCUCCCUUCUACUUUCUAUAAUAAUCAAUGGAAAAAAUUAUCUUCGGGUGAGAUUUAACAACAAAAGAAAAGAAUUAAAUUCUUGUCUAGAAACAUUAAACUGGGCAUUCCUCGUGAAGGUAUCAUCUUGGAUACUGGAGUGCUGAUUUGAAUGUUAGAUAAUGUUUGUACACCUAUACCUGUUACUGUAUAGUGGCACACCUGGCUCUAUGGGGUGGCUUAUAGGGCCCAAUAUUACCGUGUUAGGUUCUCUCUGUGUAUAUUUAACAAGAACCAUUCCUGUGUAAAAUGAGUGUAUAUGGUUGUAUGUAUACAGUCUUAUUGUGAACCUAUACAUUGCGAAAACGUCGUUUGGGAAUUUGUAAAGCACUAAAGCACAACUGCAAAAGACAAUGGUGUGCAGUUAUUAAACGUGAUGUAGCUUAAUUGUAAUGUUUAGUUUAUAAAAGGUCCUUUCUAUUUUCCAUGGCAAAGACUUUGACACUUGAAAAAUAGAAGCAAUAUUUGAUUUAUUUUUGUAAGUAUUUAGGAUAUUUUAAAUAAAUGAUUGUCCAAUAACAGUAUAAUGUGAAGUGUUUUAGUAAAUAAAGUUUCUGAUUCUG
This is a messenger RNA of Myotis daubentonii (Daubenton's bat), 6013 nucleotides long. It is a transcript of the gene HOOK1, whose product is annotated as hook microtubule tethering protein 1. NCBI's taxonomy places the organism in Eukaryota, Metazoa, Chordata, Mammalia, Chiroptera, Vespertilionidae. The record is from RefSeq and is a predicted model, not a curated record. Gene Ontology annotation, cellular component: centrosome; cytoplasm. Gene Ontology annotation, molecular function: microtubule binding; dynein light intermediate chain binding. Gene Ontology annotation, biological process: cytoplasmic microtubule organization; cytoskeleton-dependent intracellular transport.